CCUCCCACCAAAAAACUCGCCGGGUUCUUCUACUUCGUCGUCGUCAGUCACAGUAGUCAUGACCUCCGACUGAAACGGCGUGUCGUUUUUUUAGAUGGGGGAGGCCAGCGAGAGAAGGAGGCGAGCAGUGGAGAAUCUGUCGUCGUUUGAUAAGUGCCCGAGAGAUCUGCUGCAGAGACUAAUGUGCAGCAACGACACGUCGCAGUUGAAGUACGAGGAGGUGACAAACGAGGAGGAGGAGCUGGAGCUUAAUCUAGGCCUGUCUUUGGGCGGCAGAUUCGGGGUUGACAAGACCAAGCUAGUCCGAUCUUCCUCGAUUGCGGUGACCAUGCCGUUUUUUCGGGAAGAGAGCAACGACGACUCUUCCGCUCCGGCUCCGUUGGCGUCGUACGCGGGGCUGAUGAGGACGUCGUCGCUGCCGACGGAGACGGAGGAGGAGUGGAGGAAGAGGAAGGAGCUCCAGACUCUGCGGCGGUUGGCGGCGAAGCGGAGGAGGUCGGAGAAGCAGAGGAAUAGCACGAGCUCGAACAGUAAGGAAGAAGAGGAGGUGGGCCCCAAUUCCGGGGUGAGGACUAACCCGUUUUGGGCGGCGAUUACGGCGGCGAGACAAGCGGCGAAGGGUAAAAAUGACAUUUUGGGUGGGUUUCAGGGGUUUGGGCUGCAGCCUAGUUCUCAGGGCUCGGUGGAGUCACAAGGUGGAAGCUCGUCCGGGUUGUCGGAAAUGGAGAGUAAACCUCUUCAAGGAUCCAGCAGCUGUGGUGAAGCAAGAAGCCCUGCUAGUAACCAGGAUCAACAAAGCAAUCAGGGCACCACCCUUCGUUCUUUGGGGUCAUUGACGCCUGAGCAUGCCAACAGAAUUUCCAGGGCAGUCAUGGAAAGCAUGCGCAAGAAGCCCCCUAUUCCUUCUGAAGAUAAAGGAAGGGAAAGUAGGAUGAACCACAUGGAGGACAUGCCUUGUGUUUUCACAAAAGGAGACGGUCCUAAUGGUAGAAAAAUAGAAGGAAUCCUAUACCGAUAUGCGAAGGGAGAGGAAGUAAGAAUAAUGUGUGUAUGCCAUGGCACCUUUCUUUCUCCGGCAGAGUUUGUGAAGCACGCAGGAGGAGGUGAUGUCACUAACCCACUUCGGCACAUAGUUGUAAACCCGGCUGCAACUUCCUUUUUGUGAUGGAGGUCUCCUUUAUAUAUAUAUACCCCUCAAUAUAUAGGGGUUGCUGAAUAGAAACAAGGAACAUGGGAAACAAUUUAAAUUGAUAGCUUUUAUUUAUUCAUGAUGAGCUCCAGAAAUGG
This is a messenger RNA of Fragaria vesca subsp. vesca, 1287 nucleotides long. Its product is annotated as ninja-family protein AFP2-like. Bases 95 to 1165 code for a protein of 356 amino acids. NCBI's taxonomy places the organism in Eukaryota, Viridiplantae, Streptophyta, Magnoliopsida, Rosales, Rosaceae. The record is from RefSeq and is a predicted model, not a curated record. Gene Ontology annotation, biological process: negative regulation of DNA-templated transcription; signal transduction; response to abscisic acid. The transcript is spliced from 2 exons. Gene Ontology annotation, cellular component: nucleus.